CUACUCAGUUCCCUCUUGUCUUCAUCCAAAUGUUUGUUCUGUUCCAUUUCCACGUGAACCUAAAAGCUAAAACCAAUCAAAACCACAUUGUCUAAUCUCUUCAAUUGAAACUACCCUUGCUUUUUUGCAUAUUCAAUUACAUUUAAGGAACAAAAAUGUUUGCUAACUGUUUUGUUCGCAACUUUAGUUCUGUUCCAAUCUGCUGUCAAAAUCAAACUUUGGCUCCUACCCAUCAUCAAUUUCGUUCACCCAAUUCUCUGUUGAAGUUAAAGAAGCAAACUUUAUUGCCAAAUACCCAAUUCAAGAUUUCCAGAAGCCAAAAACCUCGCUCCAAUUUCGUAGUUUUUGCAGAGCAAUCGAAUUUAUCUAAAGUUCUGCAGAAUGCAUGGAGAGUUGGUAAGGAUGGAAUUGAUGCAGGCACAAAUCUAGUUCCUAAUUCUGUACCAAGACCAAUAGCAAGGAUUUCAGUAACUUUUGUGGCUUUGAGUGCUUUGCUUUUUGUGUUCAAGUCUCUCCUCUCUACUGCUUUUUUUAUUUUGGCUACCAUAGGACUUGCAUACUUUGCAUACCUAGCAUUCAAUAAAGAUCAAGGACCACCUAGUGGGAAUGGAGGAACUACAACCAAACCUAUGGAUGAUCCUUUGGAAGAGGCUAACAGGAUAAUGGAUAAAUACAAGUAGCAUCAUCAGAGUAAGUUAUUUUUGAACCAAUCGAUUUCUACAUUAUACAUAUGUUAGAUGUAAAGUUGUAAUACUGUUAGUUUUGAUGAGAAAGGAAAAGUAACUUUGAUAGAAUGGAAUUGUCAUCAUAUAUGCAGAUUUUGUUUUUCGUUUCUUUGAUCAUAUUAUAGCCUUUGACAAAGCCUCAGAGUGCAAAUGACAUUUUCUAUUGCACAGGUGUUAGAUAAA
Molecule: messenger RNA, 908 nt
Organism: Medicago truncatula (barrel medic)
Lineage: Eukaryota; Viridiplantae; Streptophyta; Magnoliopsida; Fabales; Fabaceae
Exons: 4
Coding region: 156-680 (174 amino acids)
Source: RefSeq, a predicted model, not a curated record